Molecule: messenger RNA, 1191 nt
Organism: Aspergillus ruber CBS 135680
Lineage: Eukaryota; Fungi; Ascomycota; Eurotiomycetes; Eurotiales; Aspergillaceae
Exons: 5
Coding region: 1-1191 (396 amino acids)
Biological process (GO): alkaloid metabolic process
Molecular function (GO): transferase activity, transferring alkyl or aryl (other than methyl) groups
Source: RefSeq, a predicted model, not a curated record
AUGAACCAUUGCGAUUUUGGGAAGCCCCAGGCCUGGAAGCAUGGUUGGCAUUAUCCAAAAUGGAGCCAGCUUCUGGUGACGUAUUUGGAAAAUGCUCUCGUGCAUACAAACACCUAUACUGCCAAAGAGAUAGGCAUGUAUAUAGACUUCUUUAUGGACACCAUCGGCCCUCAUCUUGGUCCUGGUCCAUUGAGUUUGGGCUCUGGGAAUUAUCAGCCACAAUAUCCUUCCGCCAUGACCAAAGACUUGACACCAUUUGAGUUGAGUCUGUGCUGGAAAGAGCGAAAGCAACAAGGAAAACCUAUUGUGCGAUUCAUCAAUAAUAUUAUACUGUUCAAUGCGGAGAGAACACGCACAGCAUCACUUGCACAGACUCUGCAUCUUGUCGAUAGUCUACAAAAGGUCGCUGAGGAUGAAUCCUCGAAUUUGACACUACACUUGUUACCAGAAAUCUGGAAGGCUGUUUCAAAAUACCUAUAUAAUUUAGAGCCCAGAUUGCAUCCUCAGGGUGGUUGCCUCCAAUGCGGUUCCUCAUCUGCGUUUGUGGGUUUCGAUUUGAAGCGAAUGAUAGCCAGCGGCAAAUUCUACUGGCGACUCCCAUCGUGCCUUGAUGUCCCUGGAGCCCUGGAGUUAAUGGACAGCAUCUUCACAGCUUGCGGCCCUAAGAACUUUAAUGCCUGGGAGGAACACCUCAAUCUCAAUGGUUCUGUCGCAUGUCCUAAUGAUUUCCGAUCUACAUGCCGCGAUCUAUGGACAUCUCUAACUACAAACCCAGACGAAUGGGCAAAAUCGCGACCAGAAGCAGGUCCAGAGUUUUGCCUAAUUCUGCAUGAGCUGACGGCUUCCUCUUUCUCGCCUUCCCCAACUGCCAAUGGAGCGAGUGGAUUGCGCCAGAGCCUCUCCAGCAAGCUCUAUGUUUUGUGUCAGGAAAUCCCACGCCCGGACUCUUUCAUUGUCGCCCAAUUACUCCGUCACUGCAACUUAGCUGCGGAUUCAUCUAUUCUGAAAGUCCUUGCCAAUGCAGCUAAGCCAACGAAUUUUAUUUCUGAGAUCAGUCUUGCGCCGCGCAAAGAUGGGACCGAGCUCUCCAUUUAUCUAAGUCCGAGCUUCUUUGCACGCAAGAACUGGGUGGCAGCCGCAGAUGGAUACAUGGCCAAGCCUUGUAUCCUGUGUUCACCUGAUCAAAAUUAG